Messenger RNA from Trichogramma pretiosum, 2237 nucleotides. RefSeq names its product neurogenin-2 (gene tap). The transcript has 3 exons. The record is from RefSeq and is a predicted model, not a curated record. NCBI's taxonomy places the organism in Eukaryota, Metazoa, Arthropoda, Insecta, Hymenoptera, Trichogrammatidae. The coding region runs from base 580 to 1578 and encodes 332 amino acids. Gene Ontology annotation, molecular function: protein dimerization activity.
GGGGAUAACGAUCAACCCUCGUGAACUUAUAACUAGGCCCAGCGGUGGCUCGGACGGUUUAGUUUGGUUUUAGUUGCCGUCGAGGGUACACGUACUCACAAACACAACACCGCAUAUACACACAUUCGUCGCGUUACAGUACGAUACACGAGCCAGAAAUAUGUGUUGAUAUUUUUGCCGAUCGCCACAGUAGUUAGUUCAGUAACGCACGGCCGAAGUUGGCCGACAGUGAAAUACACGAGAGUCGCGAAUAUAUUGUAUUAUUUAUUGCACUACGCACAGUGAGAAUUAUAAAAUAUACUCGGUGCUUCGAUUUUUGGUAUCGUAUUGGUGUUAUUUUCGCUGCUGCUGCUAUUCCGUUGAAGGUGAAAAAAAAAAUUGCACAUCGACUCUCUCUCUCUCUCACGUGUGUGUGUUGGUGAAGUGAUAUAGCGAAUUUUGAUUUUGCGCAAUUUUGGCACCGAUCGAAGACUCGGUGAUACGCUCAGCUUCGUCGCUUUAUUUUUCAAGAAAAAAGAAAAGCAGACAGAGCCGGUAAACUUUCCCCGUUCUAUCGUCACCUAUCUCUGUCGCAUCGACAUGCUGCACCACCUGCAGAACGCCGAGCGGUACAGCACGUACUGCAACAGCGAGGGCGGAUUCGACGAGAUGGAGAGCUCCUCGGACUCGGGCUUCGAUCACAGCUACGAGAAGAACAUCAUCAACAACAACAACAACAACAACAAUAACAACAACAACAACAACAAUCACGAGCUGGUGUUCACGAUCAAGGAGGAAAAGCGCGGCAACGGCAAAAAGACACGCAACGCCCGCUGCAAGAGUCCGACCCAGUUGCAACGCAUCAAGCGCACCCGUCGCAUGAAGGCGAACGACCGCGAGCGCCAUCGCAUGCACACUCUGAACGACGCCCUGGAGCGUCUCAGGCUGACCCUGCCCACCUUCCCGCAGGACACCAAGCUCACGAAGAUCGAGACGCUGCGCUUCGCGCACAGCUACAUCUGGGCGCUGCAGAACACGCUGUCGGGCCAGGCGCCGCCCGGCGAGGAGAUCACCCUGAGCGUGGGCGAGAUGACGGUGAGCAUCGGCGAGGCCGGCAACAUGAUCACCUCGAGCGUGGGCAGCUGCCAGCAGGCGCUGCAGAAGCGAAUGGGAGCGUCGCCGACCGCGGCCCCCAUCGGCACGGGUGGUAUAUACUUGCCGACGCUGCCGGUCACCCAGCAGAUCGAUUGGCCUCAGCCGCCUCAGCAGCAGCAGAGGCAGCGGCAGACCGAGUACGACUGCUACGCCAGUGACCAGAGCGUCAGUCCGCACAUGCCACUGCAGCAACAGCCACAGACUCAUCAGUUUCAACAGCAGCAGCAGAUGAGUCCCCCGAUGGUCCAGCAGCAGCAGAUGAGUCCCCCAAUGGUCCAGCAGCAACAAAUGAGUCCCCCAAUGGUCCAGCAGCAGCAGCAGCUACAUCUUAUGACGCAGAUGCAGCAGGCUCCGCCGACGAAUCAGUUGGCUUACAGCCCCGAGGGUCAGUGCUACGACCAGAGGAUGUAUUACGAUCAGGACGAUGUUUUUCACUGUCUGUAGAUCUUUAUCGAUAUCGGUAUCGCUAGCGUAAUUAUUAUUUUUUUAUCAUUUCUUACGGCUGAUUCUCCCCUCCGUGUAUAUAUUAUAUAGAUAAUUACGAGAGGAUCGGUUUGUAAAACUUUAGAUUAUACAAAAAUGUAUAUUUAUUGAAACAUUGAGAUACAUCUGGAUGCCUUUUAAAAACGAGAGAGACGAGAGACAAUAAAUGUAUGGGAUGAUGGGCGCCCGGGCUAGGCGUCGAUAAGUGUAAUAUUUUCUUAAACCGUGUAUAUGUACAUAUUUCGCGGCGUGCAUCGAUGUAUCGAUUAGUAAGGCCUAUUUUUGAUAAAAUAUUUUAGAGUCAGGUAAAAAAAACAAAGAUUGUGUGUGUGUGUGUGUGUCUGUUUGUGUGUGCAGGGUGAGCGCGUAUCUCGCGAACGUAUCGAUUUUUUUGUUCCUUUAUCUUCUAUUUUUUUUUUUUUUUUUCGUGCCAACCAGGUCGAUAAUCUAUUCAAUCAGAAGGAGCUGCACACCUUCUAUCGCAGACAACAGAUACGAAAAUUUCGUAGUUAAGCAUUUUUGAGCAAAGUUUAUCGUAGGAUUUAAGCCGAGAAAAAAAUGAAAAACUCUAUUUUUUGAAUAAAGAAAAGAAAGAAUAAGAAAAGGAUCGGAUGUCGAUG